UUUACAUCAUAGCAUCCCUCGAACUGUUUUUUUUUUUUAAAACCAUAGAAUCGGGUUGACCCAAAACUUUGUGAGUGUUAUCGGUUUGGUGGGAAACUGCGUGGAAGCUCAUCGCAUGGAUUGGUUACCUGUAAUUUUAAGGACCCGCCGUUUCUGCCUGGAAGAUUGGAUUUACUUGAAGGGACCGACAGAAUUGUGAAUUUCUUAACACCAUGUUAUGUACAAAACGGAUUGCAUCCUGUGAUUUAAAGGAACAGAUCUUGUCACACAUGUGUACCAGUCGUGCUGUUUCUGCCUGUGGAUUAUGCCAGGGGUACAUGUACGACCAUGGAGUACUCGGACGUGCUCACUGAAGUCCAGCUGUAAUUCAAAGUACCCACUUUUCCUGGUGUUUCUGCUCGAGGAAGGGCACACAUAUCUGCGGAAUCUUCAGCCACUCUCAUUGAACUUUAUCUAAUUCAAAAGAUCCAGUGUAUUUUUUUUUACCUUUCUUCAUGUGGAUUCUGCUCCGAGGAUUUAUGUUAAAAAUAUACGUACUCGUGAAGUACUCGAGGGUAGUCUCAAUUAUAAUAAUAUACCACUGAGUAGGCGAAUUCGUGUGAAGGAACCACACACAACUGGAAUUAAUGAUAUACUCAGCGAAAUAUCACUCAUGCUUGGUAAAUUUUUUUAUGGUUACGCACGGAUAAGCAAUAUUUAACCCCACAAUAUAAUACAUUGUUGCACCUUAUUAACUACGCAUGGUCAGUUGAUCAAACCGAACACGACCAGUAACCUCAACUGAAAUGCUCAGUCUUUGGAUGGUUACUCAUAUUUGAGUAUUUUGUGAAAAGCCCACACAACCCGCGAAAUGCUGAGCCAUAUGAUGGAUGAAUGAAGCCAGCUCAACCCACCCCGGGUGACCAGCAACCUCAACUGAAAUGCUCAGUCUUUGAAUGGUUACUCAUAUUUGAGCAUUUUGUGAAGAGCCCACACGGCCCGUAAAAUGCUCAACCAUAUGAUGGAUGAAUGAAGCUAGCUCAACCCACCCCGGGUGAAUGCUGUCUCAAGUCAAAUGAUAUAUACAACACUGUGUGAUUCACAACGGACCAGACAAGCUCAGUUGGUCAGAUCGAAGGGAACUGAAAUAGAUUAAGAUACUUAUGUGCUCCGAAAAUGAAGGGUCGUGGGUGUGAGUAUUUUGGGUAAGGUACACGUGUCCGUGCAGUGAAAUGCCCAACCACGGCAGAAUACAACACCAUGUCGUUAUGCAAUGUCGAAAACGGAUUAGGCCAACUCGAUUACAUGACCCGGACAUGAUAAAUGAAACGAAAGAAAAACGAAUUUCGAAUAUCAUCUACGAAACAACGACGAAGGAGUGUCGGGUUUUCGCUUGGAUUUUACAAAUACAGCGCUUCUGUACAUCCGUAGUAAACCGCCACCGCCGCCACUGUCGUAACGCAAGAGAGCGGGUGAAAGACAAACAAACAAAGGGAGAGUAAACGAUAGAGAAAGGCAGAGAGGCGGAGAGGGAGUGAAAGCUAGACGGAGAGAGAGGGAAGGCAGCCUUCAUCUUUCUUUCCUACUCCAAGUCGUCCUUCUUCCUUUUUGGCCGUUAUUUUAAGCAAAGAGAAGACAACUAAAUUUCACCAUUUCACGUCGAGCGUGUUCCGGAAUUCCCGGGUACCAUUACCAAAAAUGUACCAAGGAAUGGAAUCAGGCCAGAAACACUACGAGAAAAAAACCCCACCCAAUCAACCAUAUAUUCCAGGCUUAUCAAAAGCGCCGCCCAACAGUGCCCCAGUCAGCUGCACACUAGCAAGGGCAUCGGAGACCCUUAUUAAGGAAUACCAAUCCAAAGAGAAAAACCCUGUGCAGUGUCUUCAUGAAUAUGCAAGUCAGAGGAAAGUUAAGCUCUCCUUCCACGAAGUCGAUGUCCUUCCUUCACGAGAACACCCGCUGGCCAUCUUCGCCGUUCAGGUGGAGAUAAACAAUGUGAUGUACCCGCAGGGUGUCGGGAACACCAAGAAAGAAGCCAAGACGAAUGCUGCGAUCAAAGCUUUUGAGAUUGGCGUCUUGCAGAAAUCCAAUGGAAACGAAUGUGUCUCCCAAACCGUGACCAACAGCCAACCUUCCCUCGACCUUGGCAAAACAGCAGAAAAACACUCGGUCACUCAGCUCUAUGAGUAUGCGCUGGCAGCAGGGAAAUCCUGCGAAAUCGUCGUUGGAGACGAACGUGGUCCAAUGGGCUUCAAGGCUUGUGUGAUGUUGAACAACGAAUAUUUUGUUGAGGCGGUCGCACAAAACAAGAAAGAGGCAAAGCGGUUGGCCGGAGUGGCUGCCCUCGAAAAACUGAACAUUAGAUAUGCCCAGGAAGUGGCACCAGAAGGUAAAAGUUUGGGCCAACAGUUCACCGACCUCGUCUACAACCACCUGUACAUGUAUCUCGAACAGUAUUCAGUCUUACGUUAUCGAAGGAAGUCUGUGGCAGCCGUCAUCCUUGUGUCCGAUAAUAAACCAGAAGUAAUCUCCAUGGCGAUCGGUCACCAGUGUCUGACCCCCGGCAACCUGAGUAGCGACGGUCGAUGUUUAAUCGACAGCGAUGCAGCAGUGCUGGCAUGCAGAGCCUUUCGCAGGUACCUGUAUUUAGAACUCCAACGCUACCUGGCUGAGCCGAAUUCCCCCAUCUGUAUAUACGAAAUGUCACCCGAAAGUGGGGGUCUUUUGAAUGUAAAAAAGGACGUGACCUUUCACCUCUUCCUCAGUGACCCCCCCUCCGGUGACUAUAGUAUCUUCUUGAGCAAGCCAAGUGCACUGCUUACCCAUGAAGAUAACGAAGAAAUUGCCAGAGGAGUUCACAAACCAGCAUUUGAAGAAUCAGAUCAUGGGGCCUUGAGUUUACGGUACACAGAUGGUAGCUUGGAACACAUCAUUGAAAACACAGUGGUUCGAGAGACGAUGGACAUAACGCAGAGUCGCCAAGAGCAGCUUCAGGUGAUGUCAACCUGUGAUAAAAUCCUUAAGUGGAACGUGCUAGGGGUCCAAGGCUGUCUCCUCACCAAAAUCAUGGCACCCUUUUACUUUUCAAGCAUCACCCUUGCCAGUCAGUUUGACCACGGUCAUCUGUCCCGAGCCGUUUGCUGCCGACUCUAUGAUGAACUGAACUCGCAGUUGCCCCGCGGCUACAGCAUCAACCACCCCUGGUUGUACCAGUCGUUUAUACCACCGAUCCAUGAUCUCAGGAAUGCUGAAUCCACCGAGCUUGCUUUGAAUUGGGCCAAAGGUCAAGACAAGAUUGAACUGACCAACGGAUUGACUGGACGCAUCGUAACAGAAUCCCCGACCCAGAGUGGGGCGACCAUGUCCAGCCGACUGUGCAAAGCCGCGAUGCUGCGACGGUUCCGGCAGUACUGCGAGCAGUCGCACAUGACUGACGUCGACCCGAGCCUGUCGUACGCCGAGACGAAGCAGUCGGCCGCGGCGUACCAGGAAGCGAAGACGAAGUUUUACGAACACUGCGUGGAGUCGAGCAUUGGGGGGUGGGUCCGGAAACCCGUGGCCGUGGAUGAAUUCCUGCAGUGAAGGACACUGCACGUGCGCAUGUGUGUGUGUGUGGCUAGAGCAUGUCUGCUGACCCCCUCUCACGGAAACUGUGGCUUCCAGCACAGGGACAUCAUCACCGUUUUUAUUAUUGUUGUUUUAACAUCCAUUUUUCCAUGUACUCUUCUGACCCAUGCUUGCGUGGAAAUUCAGAGG
Octopus sinensis (East Asian common octopus) is the source of this 3735-nucleotide messenger RNA. RefSeq names its product adenosine deaminase domain-containing protein 1. Gene Ontology annotation, molecular function: double-stranded RNA binding; double-stranded RNA adenosine deaminase activity; tRNA-specific adenosine deaminase activity. Gene Ontology annotation, cellular component: cytoplasm; nucleolus. Bases 1678 to 3561 code for a protein of 627 amino acids. NCBI's taxonomy places the organism in Eukaryota, Metazoa, Mollusca, Cephalopoda, Octopoda, Octopodidae. The record is from RefSeq and is a predicted model, not a curated record. The transcript has 12 exons. Gene Ontology annotation, biological process: adenosine to inosine editing; RNA processing.